This is a messenger RNA of Nannospalax galili (Upper Galilee mountains blind mole rat), 3349 nucleotides long. It is a transcript of the gene Amz1, whose product is annotated as archaelysin family metallopeptidase 1. The transcript has 9 exons. Gene Ontology annotation, molecular function: metallopeptidase activity. Bases 404 to 1909 code for a protein of 501 amino acids. Gene Ontology annotation, biological process: proteolysis. The record is from RefSeq and is a predicted model, not a curated record. NCBI's taxonomy places the organism in Eukaryota, Metazoa, Chordata, Mammalia, Rodentia, Spalacidae.
CAGCAGCCGCUCCCGCUACCCAGCUCCCAGCGCCCAUUUGGAGUGACAUGAGCGAGCACGCCUGGCCAUGUGUGGCAUGUGUAUGGCUGGGUUUCCCUAGUUGCUGAGGGACUGGACCAAGGUGGCUGGUGGUCACUGCCCCGCCCCCCUGCAGUUCCUGGCCAAAGACAGCCACUGACCAGGGUGUCAGUAGGUCCCAAGGCGCCCAUGCCUUCCCUUGCUUUUCUGGGAAGAUCUAGCACCAGGCAGAGCCAGGCCACAUCAGCCCUCAGCCACUGGAAGCCCUCACCAGCUACUUUCGUCAACCCCAAGGAAAGUUCUAGAAGACACCGUGGCUGUACCCUGGGAGAUUCAUGGGCCAGAACAGGAGCUCCAAGGAGUGGCCAGGUGCCACCCACAAACCAUGCUUCAGUGCAAACCACCCCAGGAGUUCAGCUUUGGGCCGCGGGCCCUGAAGGAUGCCCUGGUCUCACGUGAUACGGCUCUGCAGCAGCUCUACACUUCAGCCUUCUCCCCAGCUGAGAGGCUCUUCCUUUCUGAGGCCUACAAUCCGCACAGGACCCUCUUCAGCACGCUGCUCAUCCACUCGGCUUUCGACUGGCUCCUGAGCCGCCCAGAAGCCCCGGAGGACUUCCAGACCUUCCACACCUCCCUGCAGCUCCGGAAGCAGAGCCUGGUCCGGAAACACAUUUACCUGCAGCCCAUAGAUCUGAGUGAAGGGCUGGCGGGGUGCCCCCUGCUGGACCACCUGUGCAGCUGUGCCGAGGCCUUCUUCCUGGGCCUGCAAGUCAAGUGCCUGCCCUCAGUGGCCUCCACCUCCAUCCACUGUUUCUCACGGCCCAGACAGGACUCUGACGGGCUCCAGCUUCACACAGAUGGCAUUUUGUCGUUCUUGAAGAACAACAAGCCGGGGGAUGCGCUGUGUGUGCUGGGCCUCACGCUGGCGGACCUGUACCCCCACGAUGCUUGGACUUUCACCUUCGGCAGGUUCCUUCCAGGGCAUGAAGUGGGUGUGUGCAGCUUUGCUCGAUUCUCUGGGGAGUUCCUGCAGGCCCAGCCCAGCAUUUCUGACCCAGCACUGCUGGAGGCAGCAGCAGAUGGUCCUGAGACACCACCACCAGAUGGAGGCAGGACCCUGUACUUCAGCGCCCUGGGCAUGGUUCAGAGACACCAAGUCACCUGCCAUGAGCUUUGUCACCUCCUGGGCCUGGGGAACUGCCGCUGGCUCCGCUGCGUCCUGCAGGGGGCACUCAGCCUGGAUGAGGUGCUGCGGAGACCCCUGGAUCUGUGUCCCAUCUGCCUGCGGAAGCUGCAGCAAGUCCUGGGCUUCAGGCUUGUGGACAGGUACAAGAGACUCUAUACGUGGACCCGAGUGGCAGCGGGGACGUGGCUGGGUCAAGAGGCUGGGGAGCCAUCAGUGUCAGAGGACACCCUGCCCUUCAGUGCUGACUCAGGCAUGGGCUGUGAGAGUGACUCAGAGCCUGCCACCAGCCUGUCAGAGCCCCUCACCCCGGAUAUGUGGAGUCACGCCUUCCCAGACGGGCCUGAACCAGGAUCCGAGGAUGGGCUGAGCUCUCUGGGGGCCUCAGAGGUGUUGUCAAAACCUGGAGGCCCCAUGGAGGCCAUUGAGGAGUAUGGACAGUGGCUGUCUUCAUGCAUCCAGGCCCUGGAGAGGGAAGUGACUGAAGAGGAGCUGGCCCUGGUGGACAAGGCCGUGGACACCCUAGACUGCUGGGAGAUGUUCACUGGGCAGCUCCCAGCUCCCAGGCAGGACGUGCCCUGUGUCAGGGAUAGCGUGGGGCUUCGAAAAGUCCUGGGGGACAAGCUCUCUUCCCUGAGGCAGAGGCUGAGCACACGCCGGCUUACCAAGGCCAAUUCUUCCCCCUGUCGCUGGGAGGCAAAGAAUUAAUACAGCAGGAUGGACUAUCUGAAGCAGAGAAGUUGGCUCCUAGCAACCAACCUUGACUGCCCAGUGACUGAGGGUACUUUGGUCCCUGAAGGGCUAAAAGAAAGCUCCUUGGAAAUGGAAGAAUUUAUCCUUAGGUGCCUGGUCACAGGGUCCCCAUGGCAUGUUGUCUGCAGCUGUGGUAUACACAUGAAUGCAGUAUCUGCAGAGGCCAGAAGAGGGCGUCAGAUCCUCUGGAGCUGGAGUUACAGGGAUUGUGAGCUGCCCAAUGUGGGUGCUGGGAACCAAACUCAGGACCUCUGCUUUUAUCUGCUGAGCCUUCUCUCCAGCCCCAAUGUACUGUUUCUACCUGGCCCCAGACACACGGGGUUCUUGUCUGUGGCAAGAAUUGACUCACUGGUCUCCAGGGUCUUUCUGAAGUGCUUCCUGUAUCCCGCCAUUUCCUCCGAUAGGGGCUGCAGAAGUGGGGUGACUGAUAUGCAGGUUUGUGUGUGUGUGUGUGGAGUACGUGUGAGGCAGAGGCCUUCCUCCACCCAGAGGCCGCUGUCUGCAGGGAACACAAAUGGUACUUGUGACUCUUUUCUGACAAUGGUGGUUGUGCUGUCAUCACGGGUUAGGCAGUGUGGGUGAUGGCUCCGCUCAUCUGUCUUCAAUGACCUUCUGGCAUUGUUCUAUUGAUUCCUGACAGAGUGAUGUUAAAAUUAUCCGCCCACAGCUGUGCUGUUGUUGAAUUUCCCUUUCCUUCUGUCGAUGCUCUUUUGCACACGCACACACUCACACAAUGAUUGUUUACCCUCUCAUUGUUCUUAAAUGCCCCAGCUGGCCAACAAUGCCAGAGUCUCAAAGAGAGAAGCUUCUGGUCUGAUACUCCUGUGGAGGGAGGAGAGUGGGGUCUCAGCCCUUCCCCUUGUGGACUGAGGCAAGAGGAGAGAGCACACAUCUUUUAAGUGAGAAGCUGUGUUAGUUUGCUUUUCAUCGCUGUGACAAAAUACCUGAGCAGAUCAGCUUAAAGGAGGAAAGGGUUGUUGGGCUCAUGGCUUCAAGGGUUUCGUUUGUGGUCUGGCUCCAUGGGAUUUGGCUGUGGUGAGGUAGAACAUUAUGGUGGGGAGGGAGUGGUAGAGCAGAGCUGCUCACCUCUGGAGGUCAGAAAGUGGGGGGAGGAGCUUCCUUCAAAGGAAGUUCCUACUGAUCUCCCCUCCAGCUAGGCUCACCUCCUAGUGCCCACCACUACCACUGACUUAUUUUUUUGAGUCAGGGUCUCACUAUGUAGCCUGAAACUCACUAUGUAGAUCAGGCUGGCCUCAAACUCACAGAGAUCUGUCUGCCUUGGCCUCUCCGGUGCUGGGGUUAAAGGCAUGUGCUACCAUGCCCUGCCUUUCUUUUAAAGGCAGGAUCGCAUGUCUCAUGUAGCUCAGGCUGCCCUCAAACUCACUGGGUAGCUAG